Molecule: messenger RNA, 1972 nt
Organism: Silurus meridionalis
Lineage: Eukaryota; Metazoa; Chordata; Actinopteri; Siluriformes; Siluridae
Gene: prop1
Product: PROP paired-like homeobox 1
Exons: 3
Coding region: 1-816 (271 amino acids)
Biological process (GO): regulation of transcription by RNA polymerase II
Molecular function (GO): RNA polymerase II transcription regulatory region sequence-specific DNA binding; DNA-binding transcription factor activity, RNA polymerase II-specific
Source: RefSeq, a predicted model, not a curated record
AUGGAACAUGCAAAACCUCAUGCACAGUUCUCCGACGUGUAUUCUGAAGUCAUCGUCAGCUCAAGUGCAGUCUCAAUCCAUCUCGUAACCAGAGAGGAGUGUGUACACAGAUAUUUUUUUCUUUCAAGAACAUCUGUGACACAAAGGUUAAACUUUUCCCAGUUUCUCCUCUUCACUUUGUUGAAUGCAGAUGUUCAGGGUCCUCCUAAGAAGGAGUCCUCAGGGCCUGAAAGCAGUGGGGAUGUGGCGGGUCGAGUUAGACUCCACCCAUCUCCAUCUCGCAGGAGACAUCGAACCACCUUCAGCCAUGAACAGCUGGAGCAGCUGGAGAUAGCCUUCAGACACAACCACUACCCUGACAUCUACUGCCGCGAGGAGCUGGCUCAGCAAACUAAACUCAAUGAGGCCCGCAUCCAGGUUUGGUUCCAGAACCGUCGUGCCAAGCAACGGAAACAGGAGCGGGCCACUCAGAAAUCCCUGCAAGGAGGUAUGCUGCCAGGACGUGGGGUUCUCCCAACACACUUCUCCCAAAGUGCACGUGCUGGUAUAGCAAGACAGUACCAGUGCUCUCAUUCCCUGCCACACAUACCCAAAUUUUCAGCAGUGCUGCCCUCUGCUGAUUUCUCACCACACACAGCAGCCAGUACUCAGCUGGCCUGUGCUUCAGGUCCCACUGCAGCCCAGCCUUCCAGACAACACGAGGACUGGUACUGUCAGCUGAGGCACAUUGGAGGUCCGACCACUAGCCUGCCCCAUGCCUCUGUGUUUUCCCUGACCUCUGUGCCUGCUCUGGAGCCAACUGUGCAUUGGAACUAGACAAGAGCGAAGACCUAAAUUCUUUUAUUUAGAUUUUUUUAGUUUAUAUUCCAGGUUCAAUUAGGUUAAUGACUGAUUUAAAAGUCUGUGUUUUGUGUGUUCGUGUGUUCACAUCUACACAAUUUCUCCAAUUUAAUGUCCAGGCAAAAAAUGAAGGAAAUAUUUUCACACAUUUUUAUUACAGCUCUUGAAGUUAUCUGUAUGCAUUCUUUCAAAAAAAAAAAAAAAAACGACAACAACAAAAACUAAUAAUUCACACUUCAUUCAUAAUCCCAGAAGAACUGACAUUUGAAAAUAUAAUAAAUCAGUAAAAACUCUCGUUGACAUUCUGAAUAAUCUGGUUUCACUAGGUUGGUGUUUGGUCUUGUAGAAAUUCAUUUUUCAUGUGUUCUUAAACAAAGCUACAUUUCAUAUGAUCGUAUAUUUACACAAUUUAACCCAUACAUUUGCUUAGACAUCAAAUGUCAGGCCUUUUAAUAGCAAUAAAUUAGACUUGGUAUAUGGUGACUGUUGUCUAUUCUCCCUGCUCACAAAUAAACUCAAGUAAAGUCGAGAUUCUAAACAGCAGCAGCAACAAUACAUGACAAGAAUAUGACAGGAUUGGAUUACAUUCGAGUUGUUUAACAGAAAAAAAACAAACAAAAAAAAGUAGUCUAGAAAAAGUACCUUCAUCACCCUUAACUGUUCUUUAAUAAACAAUGAUAUACCUAAGUCUGAAAUUCCUAUUCCCAUUUACUGCUAGAAUAUGCUGCACAAUACAAAUUAGUAGCUUCCUGGUCUCCUAUUUAUUAUUUUUUAUCCUGUUUAUUUGUUCAAAAAGCAAGAACAGGUUCUGGCUUAGCAAUGUGAUGGAUAUGGCUGCUUGGGGAUUUUUACAUCCAAUUUCAAGCUAGCUGCUGGUUAUCAACAUUAAAGCCAGGAAAGUUUCAAGCUUGACAAAAAAACAUCAGAACUGGGAUUUUAAUAGUUAUUUCAUAUCACGGUUUCUUAUUAAGUAAACUACUUAAAAUACCCAUGGAAUGUAUAAAGGAUUACAUUGAAAAGUUAUUAAUCUUGACAAUAGUUAAUCAACACAAAAUUAAUAGGUUUUUUUUUUCAGCAAGGAAAAGAAAAAAAAUACUCCCUCCAUUAUUUUACAUUCGAAAUGUUGCCUUAA